Messenger RNA from Dreissena polymorpha, 2760 nucleotides. RefSeq lists its product as uncharacterized. The record is from RefSeq and is a predicted model, not a curated record. NCBI's taxonomy places the organism in Eukaryota, Metazoa, Mollusca, Bivalvia, Myida, Dreissenidae. The coding region runs from base 1169 to 2137 and encodes 322 amino acids. The transcript has 6 exons.
CAACAACAACAACAGCAAGACGAUGAGAAAUCUUUAUUAAACUUUAUUAGACUUUAAUAAAAAGGAAAACAUGGUCUUAUCAACAUCUGAAGCGCAAGGAUGCAAAGAAAUUUUAAAGAGUUACGAUUUGUCCGAACUGAUGUCACUUGUCGAAACAGUGACCAAAAAGAAAGUGAAAGUCUUAGUCACAAGCUAGUUGCAAUAAUCCAACUCCCAGCUAUUGACCCUCCGGGAGUUUAGAGCAUUCAAGAUAAACUAUUAAAACAGAGUAAAAUGUUUAUGUGCUGUGAUGUCUUUUAAUUGUUUUAUUAAUAAUAGAUGCAGGCCGUCAACUGAUUCCUAUUUUCCUAUAUUUUGGAAAAUUUUCCCAUAUUUUUCAAAACCUAUAUUUCCUAUAUUUUUUACCUUUUCCUCCAUUUUCCUAUAUUUUUGAUCCCCUUUUCCUAUAUUUUGUUUGAAAAAUGUCCUCUCUUUUUUAAAAUACUUAUAAGAAUUUAUUCUGCCUUUAGAUAUUUUAAUUUGCAGUGUAAAAAAGCUGUCCCUCCUCUUCCAAAGCAUCACCAUCUUACAGGAGUGCUGUUGUACACCAUUGUGAUAUCUAUAUGGACACCUUAGAUGAAGAAAAAUACAACCAUUUCAAAGUUGGCGCAAACAGACCAACAGACAGACCAACAGAGAGGGCAAAAACAAUAUAGUGGGGGACAUAAAAAUCUUAUAUUCUGUGUCCACAUUGAUGACCACAGUGUGUUGCUGCUUCAGCAUAUCUGCUUUGGUGGGAAGAUGAGGGACUGUUUUGUUAAGUAAAACAUUAAUUUAAUGAUUAUUGACGGAAAACAAGUAAGUAAGAAGUUCUCUACAUAUCUCUAGAACAUUACUUUUUACCAUAAAAUUACUAUAUUUUAACCCUAUAUAAACCCAAACCUCCUAUAUUUUGAUGUAAAAAUUCCUAUAUUUUUUCCUAUAUUUUCACCUUAAGUCACUUGACGGCCUUUGGAUGGAAAUGUGUAAUAUUAUAAAUUAUAAUUCAUUGAUAUAAAUAGAAAUUUGUAUGUAUAAAUUAUUUUGUUAAUCUUUAAAUAAAGUUCUAAACACAUAACAUCAUACAUCAAGAUGUCUUUUAUCUUAAGAAUUUUGUUAUUUAUUUUAAGAAGCAAUCAAUGCAGUAAUUAUGUGCAGUGAAAGUGCAGUGAAAUUGUUGAAGAGAAAAAAGAUUAGAAGGGACACCCUUUUGCAGUAUCUCAUGGACAAAAAGGUGGCAGUUGCAGCAAACACUGACAAAUCUGGAUUAAUCCAAGUUAUUUUACAGCAAUGGGGCUCACAUAUUAAGGAACAAGAUGUGGCAGUAGCAGCAACCACUGACAAUUCUGAGUUAAUCCAAGAUAUUUUACAGCAAUUUGACUCACAUAUUAAUGGACAAGAUAAAUUGGAAAUAAAAGAUGAGGAGGAUACCUCAUCAAGUAGCCCAGCAAGUUCGGCAUCUGGUUACUCCUCACAAACAAGUGCAUCAACCACUUAUCAAAAUGAUAGACAUGGCAGCUUUGAAAACAGGAGAGAGCAGGAUGGAUAUAAACAAAAAUUGCCAGAACUUCGAGAUCAACCACUUCAACAGGGUCUUUUUUACAGUUCAUGGAACAAUACAGAGCUUUACAAUCUAGGGCAAUCCUUCUGUAAAUGGUUUUAUGAGAAUGUGAAUUCAUUUAAUCCAGCUUUGGGACAAACGCCUGCAGACUUUGGACCCCACCAUUUCUUGAGUGAUGCUUUCUUGGUAAUUAUUUCACAUACAACUGGGAUCAGAGGAGAACGAUUUGAAGGGGCUAUAUUAACUGCGCAAAGGUUUGUGGCUUUUGCAAAAGAUGAAUUGCUGUUGUUUAAUCCAAAUAUUAGCUCUGAAGGAGUGUUCGUGAAAUCAGAUCCGUGUGGAGUGGUCGUGAUAUUGGUGUGUGGAACGAUUCACAGAGACCAUUCCUGUCUGGGAAUAUUUCAGCAAUUGUUUACACUAAUCAAACAUCCUUGGUUUGAGAAAUGGAAAAUAAAGGAGAUCAAAUUAAAUGUGAAGACCUCUUCAGUAGCAUGUAUGCCUAAGCUGGAUACCAACCCAGAGAAGCAAAUUGAGCUGUUAGCUGUAUUAGAGUUGUAGAGAUUCGUCUUAACAAAUUACUGAAAUCCUUAAUUGCUGGUUCUUUGGAUUGUGGAUCAGAUGAAUUUCGACAAAUUGCAAGCAGGUAUGUGUGUUAAUACACAUACCUGUUGCAAGCUAGUGUUUGUACUGGUAAUAUUUUGUGUAUUGAUAACAACAUGCCAUCUACUUUACAUGUUUGUGUACAAUGGAAACACUCUUAACCGGAUCCUUUCUAUACCAGAACGUUCUCUAAACCGGACAAAUUGUCCGGUCCCAUUUUUUUCGCUAUAAAAUCAUGCGUAAAAUAUCUCGUAACAGGGUUCCCAACCAACCUGGAAAUCAGGGAAAACCUGGAAUUAGACUUUCACUUUGUCCAGUCAGGGAAAAGUCAGGGAAUUUGGGAAAAGUUCCUGAAAUCAGUGAAAAAUCAGGGAAUUUUGUUUGGCCAGACUUUCCCGACUUGUGUCGAAAAGUCCAUACAAUUGAAACAGCAAAUCGAUUUAUCUGCACGGCUAUGGUGGCUUUGUAGUAUACAUGUAGCUUAGUGUACUAUUAGUAAAUACCUACUUAUUUCUCUCUUUCUCUCUGUUUAUAUAGGAGCUGUGAUGCACCUACACACACACACACACACACACACACAC